AUGGUAAGCUGUGACUUUGCAGAGGGGAAGAGUAAGGUGUGGAGCCACUUUACUAAAGACUCCACUGGCGCGAGAUGCAAAAUAUGCAGUGUGCAAGUUAGCCAGGGCUCCAGCACCUGCAAAUCAAAGAAUACCACAAAUUUGUGGCAACACCUAAAACUAAAUCACAAAGAGGUAUUUGAUGAUGCACAGGCUAAAAUGGCACAGGUGAAAGCACCAAAACCACAGCCAGCACAGUGCACGAUUGUGCAAGCGUUUGACAAGGGCACAAAGUGGGCACCAAGUGACCAGAGGUCAAAGGACAUGGACAAACUCAUCAUGGAGAUGAUUGCAACAGAUAUCCUUCCUUAUUCAGUUGUGGAGGGCAUUGGAUUUAAAAGAUUGCUGGCAAAGGCAGAGCAGAGGUAUCAAAUAAAAAGUGAAAAGUAUUACUGUACUCAGCUCAUGUCUGAAAUAUACACAAAAGUUGUAGGGAAGAUCAAAGAACUUCUCUCAGAGGACAAUGCUGGAAACUGCAUUUCCUUCACAACUGACUGCUGGUCUGGGUCCACCAAAGCACUCAUGAGCUUGACUGCUCAUUUCAUAGAUCAACACUGGAAGAGGAUUCAACUUGUACUUAAUGUAAAGGCCAUGUCAGGGUCCCACACAGGGGAGUACAUCAGCCAGGUCUUUCUAACCAUGCUCCAAGAAUGGGAAAUUGACGCAGAGCGUGUCCACUUGGUACUGAGGGACAGUGGCGCCAAUGUUGUGAAAGGCAUGAGGAUGGCACAGAUUCCUGAUCUGAGCUGCACUGCCCACACACUUCAACUGCGCGUCAACAAUGGGCUCAAUGCACAGAGGAUGGUAGGAGACAUGUUGGCCAAAAUGAAAAAGAUUGCCACACAUUUCAACCACUCGGUUGUUGCACAGCAGCGGCUCUCUGCCAUCCAGGAGGAGGGUGGGGUCCCCCGGCAUUCAAUACUCCAGGCUGUGUCAACCAGAUGGAACUCUACGUUGCACAUGCUCAGCAGGAUGUUGGAGCAAAAAAGAGCCAUCACCACCUAUUCCAGUGACCAUGAGCACUUUGUGUGUCCAACAGCAGAGGAGUGGGAUGUGGCAGCCAAUCUGGUCGAGACCCUGACACCACUGGAAGAAGUCAGCAAUGAAUUGAGCAAAGCAGGUGCCUCUGCCUCCUGCAUUAUACCAAACAUCAGUGUGCUGAAGCAGCUGCUCAUGUCAGAGGGGCCUACCAGUCGAGGAAUUCAAACCCUCCGCAAGACCAUGCUGGAGAGCCUGGCAAAACGGUUUGCAAAGGUGAUGGGAUCCAAACAGGUGGUACUCGCAUGUCUGCUCGACCCACGGUACAAGGAGUGCCCUUUGUCAACAAAGACUCUAGCCCAGGCCAAAGCAUGGCUAACUGAAGAUGCAGGCAUCGAGGAUGAAGGAAGCCCCAAAAGAAAGCGAACUGGUAGUUUGCUGGACAGUCUCUUCGAUGAAAUGCUCAGCCCAUCUGGUAAGGAAGAGGCUCCAAAGGGUAUCCUGGAGGAACUGGACACAUACCUGCACGAACCUGUCCUAGAUAGAAGAAGAGGGGACCCACUGAAGUGGUGGAAUGAAAACUCCAAGCGAUUCCAGGGAUUGUCUGUUCAGGCCAGGAGAUACCUCUCAUGCGCUCCUUCCUCUGUGCCAAGCGAGAGGGUGUUCAGCACAAUUGGCAACAUUUAUGACGAUAAGCGGAGCUCCCUCAAAGGAGAGAAUGCAGAAAACCUGUGCUUUCUGCAUUACAACUUGCCGCUUUUAAAUUGGCGGCACUGAUUACAAAACUGCAACACUGGGAGAAGUGCACUAGUUCAUUGUUUACAGUUACAAUUUUACCUUUUUUUGAUUUAUCCAUGUUUACGGUUUGAGAUUUGAGCAAAUUUAUGUUUUUUAUACUAAUUUAUAUUGUAUUCCGGAAAUACAGUUUGCACUAGUUUGUUUGCACAAGUUUGCCUUUACUUAUUUAUCAUUGUUUACAGUUUGGCUUUUGUUAUUUAUUAUUGUUUACAGUUUGCCUUUUGUUAUUUAUUAUUGUGUUUAUCAUUGUUCACAG
This is a messenger RNA of Sphaeramia orbicularis (orbiculate cardinalfish), 2071 nucleotides long. Its product is annotated as zinc finger BED domain-containing protein 4-like. The coding region runs from base 1 to 1794 and encodes 597 amino acids. The transcript is spliced from 3 exons. Lineage: Eukaryota; Metazoa; Chordata; Actinopteri; Kurtiformes; Apogonidae. The record is from RefSeq and is a predicted model, not a curated record. Gene Ontology annotation, molecular function: DNA binding; protein dimerization activity.